AUGAAUUUUGUUAAUUUUCUGUUUGUUUAUAUAAUAGUUUUAAUUAUUUGGACUUUUUAUAAAAGGUAUUUUUCUAGUUCUGAAUUUCAAGUUAAAAAUAAGCAUGUUUUAAUUACGGGAGGCUCUAGCGGUCUCGGUUUUUCGUUUGCAAAAUUAUGUGUUAAAAAUGGUGCUAAUGUUACAAUCGUUUCUCGUUCUCAGGAAAAACUUGAUGUAGCUGUUAAGCAACUUAGAGGGUUCUCAACAAAAAAGGAUUCUCAGAAGAUUGAAUCGUUUGCCUGCGAUGUAACUUGCGUUAGUGAAGUUGAACAAUUAUUUUGUUCUCUAAUUGUUCCUGUCGAUAUUAUUGUUCUCUGUGCUGGAGCUUCAAAACCAGGAUUUUUCCAUCAGCAAUCUCCAGUUCUCUUUAAAGAUCAAGUGGAAUUAAAUUAUUUAGGAAGUGUUUAUGCAGCCACAUACUGUUUUCAAAAAAUGCUCCGCGAUGGAGUUUGCGGUGCAAAAUUUAUAUUUAUAAGUUCUGCUUGCGGUCUUCUAUCAUUUCCGGGAUACUCUCAAUAUGCAGCUACAAAGUUUGCUUUAAGAGGAUUUUGUGAUGCUUUUAGAGGAGAACUAUUGCUAUUUCAGUAUACAAGCCACAUCUUCUUUGCAUCUAGUAUAGAUUCUCCGGGAUUUGCAGAAGAGCAGAAGUUAAAACCGGAACUUACUAAGAAAAUUGAAGGCACGUGCGUUCUACAAACUAGUGACCAAGCGGCAGCUUCUUUAUGGACUGGAAUUUCCCGCGGCCAUUACCAGAUCACUAGUGAUUUUGCUGUUGAACUUCUUCGAAUUUCAAACAACUCUACCAAUCCCAGAAAUAAUUUUCUUCUUGAACUUCUGCUUUUGCCUUUUGCUUGUAUUAUGCAACAUCUGUCACCAGCCCAAGGCGUAGCAAAGUGCGAACGGAGACAUAAACAAUUCACUGGCCAUAUGACCCUCUACUCCGCAAAGCCGUCGUCGUUACGGUUAGGCCUAGUUAUCUAUAGUACUAGUAGCUAG
This is a messenger RNA of Zophobas morio, 1035 nucleotides long. RefSeq lists its product as uncharacterized. Gene Ontology annotation, cellular component: endoplasmic reticulum membrane. Gene Ontology annotation, molecular function: 3-dehydrosphinganine reductase activity. Gene Ontology annotation, biological process: sphingolipid biosynthetic process. Lineage: Eukaryota; Metazoa; Arthropoda; Insecta; Coleoptera; Tenebrionidae. The record is from RefSeq and is a predicted model, not a curated record. The coding region runs from base 1 to 1035 and encodes 344 amino acids. The transcript is spliced from 10 exons.